GGAGGAGCCGACCGACCGACGGACGAACGGGACCGACCAGCAGCCAAGCCAACGUCAGAGUGCUCUCCGACGUCGUCGCGUCCGCAUCUGCCGAUUGGGUUUAUGGCGUAUCGCGAGAAAAAGGGGAGAUUUUAGAAAAGUCAUAAAAAACCAGUGACAACGGAUCACGUAAUACAGUAAAAUUGGAAAAAAUUAAAAAUAAAUAUAAAAAAGACAUUAUCCAGCGGGUGUCAAUUUUCAAUCCAUCAAAAAAACGUUAGCAGACUGUUGAUCGACGGGCGUUCAUUAUUCGCAGGAGGAUAUUGGAAAAUAAUUGCAAAAAAAUUUUAGCUCGUGAAAUAUCGUUGAAAAAAUUUUUAAAAGAACCUCAGUUCGAAAGGCGAUAAGUGUUCGAGCACUGUGAUAAUUCUCGAUGACCUUCAAACUAUGUUUUCGUAUCGACGGUCCAUUUUAAAUAUUCUCAAUUGCAAUUAGUACGAAAGACUAUAUUGCGCCAUCUACAAUCUUAUGUCUGAACUAGUAAGUUACAACUGAUCAUAAAUCAUUGAGUGAAGUACGUCGUUUACCCCAUUGCUAUAUUUUCGUACGAAAAGUUCUGCGACCACCCAGCUAUGACGCUGUGCUAAUAGUGACAAACGUGACGUUAUUCAGUAAUUGGUUAGAAUUGAUAAUAAAGAAAAUAAUUUACUACACGAUCAGUGGUAUCUCAGUGAAGAUCUCGUGAAGAUCUUGGACGAUGAGGUUCUAUACCCUGCUCCUAUUCCUAGCCAGUUCCACGUGGGCGGACAAUGGAUUCGAGCAGAGUCCCAAUUGCUUAGAACUGAAGUCGCAGGAGGCGUUGGAUCUGAAACAGAUGAUGAACAUAUGGUACGUUAUGGAAAUAUUGGAACACAAACAACAACCAGGAAAACCAAUGGGCGGUUCGCGGAUUGUAGUCGACACCUGCCCAGUGAUACAACUGACGUUAACAUCUAAUUAUUUUCUGAAGAUGCUAUGGACCGAGAGUUUAGGUCAUUUGGAAUAUACGUUCAGAAUACACGAUACAAGAACUCCAGGAUUAUGGGUGUCGACAGCAUUACAAAAUGGCACCCUGGUCGGAGAUCACUAUAACCAAUUCAUGGGUAGCGUCCACGUGAUGAAGGCAGUAGCAUCGCACAUGGUACUGACGUUUUGCAUGAGCAAGACGGAGACUCAGCUGUUCUCACUCCUUCUUUCCCGCAAACGUGCACUACAGAAGAGCGACAUAAAGGGCGUUCACAAUCUCCUACCCCGACGACGGUUGAACAUCGUUAGCACCCGAGUAACUUGCACCAAUGCCUCAGGAAACUCCAGAGGGACCUUCACACUCGAAUGGAUGACCCUAGUCGUGUUAUUCACGAGCGGCUUCUUCUCGACGAUCAUCCAAUAAUGAACGAUGAUCCAGCUACGUUUUCCUUUAUCUCACUCACUCUCCUUCUCUCUCUCUCUCUCUCUCUUUCUCUUAAGACUGGGUAAUAACUGAUGUACUGCGUGCGUGGAACCUGUAAAAAUUAUAAUUUUAGAGCGCAAUGGAAUAAUAUAUAUUAUAUAUUAUUUUUAUCUUUUUUUACCUCAUAGCUUGUUCAUACACUUGUUUCGUUAUAAUUUCUAAAUAGAAAUUUCUACUUGUACGUUGUGCCGGUUAGAGAGCCUGCACCUUAGUGUCAAAUAAAUUAAUUUCUCUCUUUCUCUCUCUCUCUCUCUCUUACAUUUAAUUUUGAGACAAGAAGAAAUUUCCAUUGAUUCUUCAAAAUUCCCAAAGGAUGCUGCGAUCUGCUUGUUGUUCGCAUCUGGAUCGUGGAUUGGAUUUUUAUGAUGAAGGGAUACAGUCACUUUCAAAAGGGACGAAAGACAUCUCUUCUAGUUACCUUUGACGUAUACAUGAAAAAUAUAGAUAAAAGGAUGUCAGGAGUAUGGAGCUAAUAAAAAAGAGAAAAUCUGAAAAUACAUGUGAAUGACUGAGCGAGUAUGUAGAAUUGCGUGAAUCGUAGAGAGAUAAAAAUAUAUAAAUAAUUAAGAGCGAAAAGACGGCGUGUGAAUAUUCGUAUGAAUUUAUUGGUUAGCAGCAGGACGAGGAUGAAGAACCAAUUUGGUUUUGGAAUAUUGGAUUAUGCAAGGGGAGAUUGUCUUAAGGGAGCAAACGGGAAGCCAGCUGCGUUUCGAAAACUUCCUCUGCUAACCAUAAGUAAACCCGGUUGUUGUUAAGCGUUCACGUGCAAUAGAAUCACCGUCUCCUACGGGAUCCGUUUUCCGUCGUUUGGGAACAUAAUAUACACGUAGCAUGUACAUAUCCCAGGAGAACGUUCCCGAUCGUCCCGUUUAAUUAUACGGAAUACGAUUAAAUCGUGAGAGCCACGUUCACACGAACGAAUUCGGUAUAACGCGACUGGUUGAGAUAUACGUUUAAAUCAUCCGAGAAUGAUUUAAGUGCGAAUGGCCAUUGGACGUCUGUUGUGUUUAAACAGCUCUAUAGUCUUUAUUUAUUGUACAGACGCUCGAUUAAUGAUAAUUAUGUAAUAAUGCAAUUGUCGUACGAUGCUUAAUGUGUGUAUAAAAUAUCAAAGCAAUAAAGGUGAGAUUGAGAUGUUUAAAAAUA
Cephus cinctus (wheat stem sawfly) is the source of this 2614-nucleotide messenger RNA. RefSeq lists its product as uncharacterized. NCBI's taxonomy places the organism in Eukaryota, Metazoa, Arthropoda, Insecta, Hymenoptera, Cephidae. The record is from RefSeq and is a predicted model, not a curated record. Bases 737 to 1408 code for a protein of 223 amino acids. The transcript has 3 exons.